AAAAAAAUAAGACGAUUGACUGUGUGGAAAAGUGAAUUGAAUUAGUUUUGGACACUGCGCGGUGGGGAACACCUGGCCCGGAUAGGCGUUAGGGACUCUCCUUUCUACGAGUGCGGCAAGAUCUCACGAGCCUGGUCCCAUGGUCCGUCCUAGGCCAGGAACGCCUGUUCCAAGUUCCAUAGUGCUGGAAAUUGUUUGUCCUUUUGCUUUUAGAUGUGACAGUCUUGCUUGUUUGUGAUUUUUUUGAGCUCUGAACCUGCCUAUUAACUGACCCUAGCUCCUUAGCAGCUUUAGAUGCCUCUCAAAUAGAAACAUUAGUCUGAAAAGAAUGUUUUCCUUCCCCAGGAGAACAUUCUCGAUUAUCUGCGACAGUUCUAAAUAGUGCUGGCAAAUUGCCUACCAGCAGCGCCAACCCCAACAGAAGAAAAGAAGAAGAAUUAGUUUUGGACGGUAACCAAAACUGAAAUUGCAAUUGCAGCAGUGUCUAAUAAAAUCGAAAUAAAGUAAAAAAAAAACAAAACUAAAUUUUUCUAAUUAAAAAUAAUGGAUGAAAUUCAGUUACAAAAAACACAAGAAGCAGUUUUGAAGGAAACUUCUGAUAGCAAUCUACUAAAAGAAGUUGUACAAGGUUAUGAUUGGAACUUGGGCUUAAAUUACGAGCAAAUCUUGAAAAGUUAUAUGCUCAGUGGAUUUCAAGCAACAAAUUUUGGAAAUGCCGUAAACGAGAUAAACAAAAUGAUAGCCUGCCGUCGGCUACCUAUACCGAAGGAUAAAUAUGUAGAUACAGAAGAUGAAUUUAUAAGCACUAAAAACAAUUGCACUAUAUUUUUGGGUUAUACUUCCAAUAUGGUUUCUAGUGGUAUCAGGGAAACAAUUAAGUUCUUAGUCCAACAUAAAAUGAUAGACUGCAUUGUAACAACAGCAGGAGGCAUUGAAGAAGAUUUUAUAAAAUGUCUAGCACCCACUUUUGUAGGAGACUUUCAUUUAGAUGGAAAAAUGUUGCGGGAGAAGGGUAUUAAUCGAAUAGGUAAUCUUUUGGUUCCAAAUGACAAUUAUUGCUAUUUUGAAAAUUGGAUAAUGCCAAUUUUUGAUAAGAUGUUGAGAGAACAGAGAGAAAACGGUAUGUUGUGGACUCCUAGCAAAAUAAUUAAUAGACUAGGUGAUGAAAUACAGAAUGAAAAUAGUAUUUAUUAUUGGGCAAAUAAAAAUAAAAUACCUGUGUUUUGUCCUGCUUUGACUGAUGGUAGUAUAGGAGAUAUGAUGUUCUUACACUCUUUUAAAAAUCCAGGAUUAGUUGUGGAUAUUCUGCAUGAUCUAAGAAGAUUAAAUUUAAUGGCAAUGAAGUCGGUGAAUACUGGUGCUAUUAUACUAGGUGGAGGACUUAUAAAACAUCAUAUAUGCAAUGCCAACCUAAUGAGAAAUGGUGCAGAUUUCGCGGUAUACUUAAAUACUGCUUCAGACUUUGAUGGUAGUGAUUCAGGAGCAACACCUGAUGAAGCAAAAUCUUGGGGAAAAAUAAGACCUAACGCCACACCUGUCAAAAUUUAUGCGGAAGCAACAUUAGUAUUCCCAUUAUUGGUAGCCCAAACUUUUGCAAAAGACUUUUUUGGAAGUGAAAACAAUAAAUAAAG
This is a messenger RNA of Cylas formicarius (sweet potato weevil), 1631 nucleotides long. RefSeq names its product probable deoxyhypusine synthase. The coding region runs from base 544 to 1629 and encodes 361 amino acids. The transcript is spliced from 5 exons. Gene Ontology annotation, biological process: peptidyl-hypusine biosynthetic process. Gene Ontology annotation, molecular function: deoxyhypusine synthase activity. Gene Ontology annotation, cellular component: cytoplasm. The record is from RefSeq and is a predicted model, not a curated record. NCBI's taxonomy places the organism in Eukaryota, Metazoa, Arthropoda, Insecta, Coleoptera, Brentidae.